Pieris rapae (cabbage white) is the source of this 5876-nucleotide messenger RNA. RefSeq lists its product as uncharacterized. Bases 171 to 5678 code for a protein of 1835 amino acids. The transcript has 9 exons. The record is from RefSeq and is a predicted model, not a curated record. NCBI's taxonomy places the organism in Eukaryota, Metazoa, Arthropoda, Insecta, Lepidoptera, Pieridae.
UUCGCCAUUUUGUUUUCAAUCUCCGCCGUGUGCGUGACUCCGCGUGAUGUUAAACCGAAAAAACUGUUUUUCUGGUUUUAAACAGUUCAGUGGUGAAUAAACUAUUGUACAAAUUUGAACUAUGAUAAUUUCGUCGUGCUAGUGACACCGCGCGUAAUCAACGGUAAAAGAUGGAGCAACCAGCGCUGGGAUCAACGGUAUCAGGCGUCUCAUCAAUACCUUUUCCCUCAUCUACGGCGGCUAUGGAAGACCCAAGGAUGAGCAAGGCAAGGGUUGAAAAACUGAAGCGACGGAUUAUCAGGGCGGUUGCGGGUAAACUUAGCCAAAACCCGGAUGAAAAAGAAAUGAACAAUAUGUGGGAAGUGAUGAAAAAGUGUUGCAAGUGUGAUUGUAAAUUACUGUGGAAACAUAUGCGAGCGGUUACAGUGAAAAAGCUCAAACGUCUGAUCUCAGCUGACGACAGAGUUGAUGAAAUAACGGCGAUAGCAAGGCUGACAAUAACAGAUUGGUUGUUGUAUGACCUCGUACUGGCACAUGAGAACAUUGAUGUUAUUGGUCAGGAAAUAUGGGAAAAAACUGGCGAAGAGCCGGAACCACUGAUAGAAUUAUUCUUCCUCGUCGAUGAACAUCAAAUUGAGGAACUUGCAGGGACCGAAUUGAUUGAAGCCUGGCUUAAUCUAACUCGAGAAUAUAAUGACAGUGGCCGCAAAUGUUCGCCAAUGUUGCUCCAACGCCGAUGGUAUCAAUUGAAGGAAUCAACGAGGAAAGCCUUUUACCAAUUCUGGUGUAAUUUCCGUGGAAGUGUAGUCCAUUUAGAGAGAGCUGUCAAAUACAAACCGACUGCUCUUCAAGUGGAUAUUGCGAGGAAGUAUAAAAGCAUAAUACUGACGACUUUUCCAGAUUGGAACGAAUUGAUAAAGAAGAAAAAGGUCAUAUUGGCACAUGAGUUUGAUAAUUACAUCACUUUAUUGAGGCAGAGUAAAAAUAAAGUUACAGAUGACGAACCAGAUAUAGAACUUAUAGAGGAAAAAAUCGACACCAUCGACCUCGAAGAUGACUCUGAUUCUGAGAAAUGCAAUGACGUCGCUACUCCAACACAAGUCUCUGCGAACAGAACGAUGAAAUGUGACCGUGAAAAUAUUUAUUUAACCGAUGUGGAUGAUACGGAUAUACAUUUUCUUAAAGAAAUGAAUAUUCCAUGCGAAACACCGUUUGCUAACUACGUUGACACACCUUUAGUUAUAGAAUGUGGGGAAGUAUUUUCAAAUACAGAAUCCCGAGAUGCAAACGAUAGCUACCAAGAUCCAAGCAUGGCCGUGGAAUCUGAUUCACAUCAUUCUUUAGAUGAUAAUGAUAUUCUAAUUGAAAGUAAUGAUAUUAACCUCAAAAUGUCGGAAAUGGUGGAGAACAAUAAAGAGCAUGAUAACAAUGAGCCUGAUGCUUUUAAUAGGGCAGAUAGUAAUUUUGAUUUAAACGUUGGCAACGAUGAUUCUAAUGCUGUCUACGGAGAGUCUUCUAUUACCUGUGAUGACUCUUCCGAUGGCGAUAUAACUGAAAUUACGGAUAUAUUCAAUCCCUCCCAAAUAAAGAUAGAAACUCCGUUCUUUUCUGACACUGAUGUUGCUCAGACUGGAACCGUAAAAAAUAUAAUAGGAAAUAGUGUAGAAAACGACAAAUUAGAAGAAAGCCAAAGAAAUAUUGAGACUACCUGCGAAGAGAGUAUUUUACAAUUGAAUGAUAUAAAUGUAAGGAAGGGAAUGUCUCAUAUUUUUCCCAAGAUUCAAUCUGUUGCAAGCGUCAACAAUGAUUUUUCUUCAACUAAAGACAUAUACAAAAAUAUUUUGGCACAAAAAGCUGCAGAAUUAGAUCUAAAGCGUUCUGAGUCAUCUAGUAAACAUUUUUUAAAUGAAGAAAGCACAGUGAAAGACAUAGAAAUUUUGGGAAAUUUUGACGAGAUUCCAAAGGGUCUGCUUAUUGUAGACGAUGGCAUCGCUUUAGACGACGAAGACGAGGUUGCAGUUAAAGAAAAAUCCUGUAAAGACAAACUCUGCAAUGAAGAUAAAAUGCCUAAAAUUGAUCUAAAAUUACUUUUGUUUUCUACGGUUUAUACGAAGAAGUUAGAUCAUAUGGAUGUUUUUAGAUUUAUAGAGUUUGAUAAUAUACGAGAUAAACGAAUAAUCAAAUGCGCCGAGAUUGAAAGCAAACCUAAAGAUUGGCUUGCUUACAAUUUAGAAGAUAUAUCAAAGAAGAAGGAACAAAUUGUUAAAGAAGAAAUCGAUUCUAGUUGUUUAGAAGAUAAUCUUUUAAGCGCAGUUCGUAACUCUAAGGAAGUAAAUAUUGUAAAAACAAAGUAUCCUUUAAAUGAAGAUACAAGUACAAUUAAUGAUUCAGAGCAUCAUUCCAACCAGAAUCAAAUAUCUAGCGAUGAAGAUGACGAGCCUUUACUUUUUAUUAAAAACCGAGUCGAUAUACAGAACAAUAUGUUUAAAAAACCGCACGUAAAAAACUAUAAUCCAAUACAGCUGUGCAAAAACCCAGAUUUUAAUACACGAUUGAAGCGAUUGACAGCAGGAUUUCUCAGUUAUGAGAAAAAUCGUGAAUUCUUGAAACGGUGCCACCCUGUUACAAUUGACCUGGAUAAGAAGUUUGAAUUGAACCUCAUUGAUAAUAUUAUGUAUUUUAACGAAAGCACGGUGAAUAUCAAUAAACCGUCAAUCGAGACUCAAGCAAGUGAGAUUAAAGGAGGCCAGCCUAAUACCAAUACCACUCAGGCGUCUAUCGAGGUCGAAGAAAGUACUAAAAAUCACAAUGUUUCGAAUGUUAUUACGUCUCAUUCCACGCCUUGCGAAAGAAAUAAAGUUAUACAUUUACCUGACAUUACUGAAAUUCGUCGUGUCAAUAAAAAUUUAGUCACAGCAGAAGUAGCACCUCUGCAGACUGCAAUAAAUACACCAAGUGAAGGAAAACCGAUAAAUGAAAGUUUUUCUAAUCUUAUAAACGAAGAUAUCUUUACUGCAACAAGUACUAUUACUAGUUCAAAUUUAGACAAACAGGUUUGUGAUAAUGAUACAAUUAUAGUAGAAGAAACUAAUACAAGCAACGAAGUUGCUCGUGUACACGAUGAAGUUAAUAAAACUAUUGUAGAUAAUAAAAAUACUGAUAAACGUAAACCUCGACAAAAAAAGCCUUACAAUUAUGCAAGGUACUAUUUACCUUGGAAUCGUCCUGCAAAUUUUGCAAAGGAAGAAGAAUGUCUUUUAGCUUCAGACACUGUAGAUAAAAUGUUAGCACUAUUUAGUGGACAAGAAAUAAAAUCGAAUAAUAAAAAGAAAACUAAACAGUGGCUUAAAAAACCUAUGGUAAAAGCGGUAAAUAAAAUUGAUGAAAAAUAUAAAAAAGAUCUGAAAAUACAUGAACUCACAAAAAUAAAUAACACAAAUAAUAAUAGCAAUAACGACAAUACGCUUCAUACAGGUUUAACCGAAGACGCAUUAGCAGUACUAUCUAUCUCCCAAAAGAGAAAAAAGAAAGAGUUUUGUUGUUGGGCUCAGAAAAAAAUAAUGUACCCAAAUCUCAAACGAAAGCAUUCUUGUAAAAGACCUUUAUGUACAUGUUGUUGUAAAGACAAACUUAUGGAAAAAUAUAAAAAAAUGCGUGAAAAAUCAACCAACGAACCAAAUCAAACGGCAGCUUUGACGUUAUCUAAUGAAGAAGUACCACCCCUAACAGCGGCCUUCACAUUAUCUGAUGAAGAAGUACCAAACCGACCGGCGGCUUUUACAUUAUCUUCUGAAAAAGUACCAAACGAAUUAAACCAGAAAAGAAAAUAUGUUAUUAAUAUACCAACAGUACCAAAACGUCCGCAAACGAUGAAAUCAGUUCCUUCAAUUGUCAUUGAUGGUAAUACCAAUAAAAUAAACGUACCCAAAUUUAUAGUGAGACAUCAAACACCAAAAGUUAUAGAAAAGGUACCAAAACUAACUAAGACCCCAAAUACUAAUAUACAUUCUGUUGAAACUAGUGAUACAAAUCCUCCAGUCCAUAAAAAUAGGCCUAGGAUAAAAACAAAUUUAACUAACACUGAAAACGUCCACACAUUAAGAACGUCGAACAUAAAUGUGGAACAAGAAUGUCAGGCUGUCAUGAAACCCAGAUCUAGACUAAAUUUCUGUAAAGCAAUUUCAAAGAAUAUGCAAACCGAAAGUGCACAGUUAAAAAGUGCACCAUCGAAUAGUGUGACAUUAAGAGUAAAGAAGGGAGCCAAAUCUUCGGCAUCGCCUAUAUUCUUAGGGCCAAAUAAAAUUUUACUGAGUACUGUAAGAAGUCCGAUUGCAAAGCCAAUUCUAAUAGACACUCCUAAAAUAAUAUUACCUGAAGGUGUUUCUUUUGUUUUGUUACCUAAUAAUGAAUUAGUGUUAUCAAUUGCACCUGGUGUUGAACUAGCAACUGAAGAAUUACGACAUCUCGAUUUUGUGAUAAAAGCAUUGCAAAAGGUUUUAGGAAAACCUGAUACUCGUCAAAAUACUGAAGGUGAUUGUGCAAAAGACGACAUGGACAAUAAAGAAGCAACUGAUAAAACUAACAUUUUUUCAAAAAAUAAGGAAGAAAUCACCGAAAUGAAUUUAUCUAUAAACGAGGAUCCUAAAAAAACGUUGACUGCUAAUGAUAAGGUUCAAAAUGUCGAUUCGGCAGAAAGUAAUAUUGACUUAGAAUUAAGUAAAGGGAGCGUCAAUACCGAAAACCCAAACCGUAAAACCAUUUUAUCUGAUUUAAUGGAAAUGUCUGGCAUAUCACCAGAAGACGCUAAAUUACCCGAACCUUCCAUUCAACCUGUAGAACCAAAAAUUCCUUGUGAUAAUGAAAUGGGUACUUCGGAAAUGCAUCCUGAUCUACUCCACUUAUUUAACAAUCCUAUUGCUGUUGCAGCGUUAGCCAAACGACCAGAUCUUAGUAUAUUAGCAACAUAUAGUGAUUUACGAUAUGCUUCUGAUAAUAAUGGAAAAUUUUUCAAAAUGGAUGUUUGUACAGGAAAGAUUUCUCGAAUAAAUGUGUUUAUCAAAAAAAAAGAUCAACUUAAUAAAAUGAAGACAAAUCCUCUAGAUAACCAAGAACCAAUUGAUUUAACAUCUGAUAAAGAUAGUUGCAAUGAAUCUGAUGAUGAUACUUUAGUUACAAGCAUUAUGAUUCCUUCUUCAAAAAAUAACAAAGCUGUAGAUGGCGUCAAACCUUUAAAAUUAUUCAGAGCUAUGAAUUCAUCUAUUUUAAAACAGAAUGACACAUUGCGAAACAAGAAUAUGAAGGUUUACGCUGGUUCGAUGAUGGCAGAAAAAAGUGUAUUAAAGGUCGUUAAUUUGGGUAGACGGAAGCAAAACUUAAAUCGGGGUAUAAAAGAAGACAUGAACAAUGCAACAGGUAAUCCAAAGGAUAGUAACCAAGGUGAAGCUACAAGUAUAAACAUGGAUGAAUUCGGCUCUGAUUCUGAUGACGAACCUCUAGCAAAAAAAGCAAAUCGUGGGAAAGAAGCUAUUAAAGCCAGUGAAGCGACAAGCAAUGAUGUUGAAGGUAGUGAAAUGCUCAUGGAUGCAGAUUUCGAUUACUCGUCAGUGGUGUAUCAAGAAAUUCAAAAUGAAUUUGAACCUAUAGAAGGAGCUGGAGAAGAUUGUAUUUUAGGAGUAUGAAAACAGGAUUUAAAAAAAUUUAAUACCUUGAAAGUUCACAAAGUAAAAUGCCUUAGUAGUGUGUACCCAACCAUUAAAAGAUAUUUGUUGUGUACCUUUAGUGAAAAUAAUAAAUAAUCUAAGUACAUAUGUAAAGGCAAUGUUAUCAUCUUAACUGUGAUAUUUAAAAUAUUCUAUUAUAGAAAUAUUUAAAAAGGG